Gryllus bimaculatus (two-spotted cricket) is the source of this 1574-nucleotide messenger RNA. Lineage: Eukaryota; Metazoa; Arthropoda; Insecta; Orthoptera; Gryllidae. The record is from the annotation of a GenBank genome assembly.
UUAUGUUAUACUAUCAGGUCCCGUUGGCGCAGUUGGCGUUAUGACAAAAGUGGGGAAACGUUGGUUACCCUGAGCUAGUUUGACACUUGAAGUUGGUUGGUGGCCAUGGAAAUUGAUUCGGCACUUGCAAUUGUUUUGCGAUGCAACUCUUCUGUAUGUUAUUUCUCUGUGGUGGCAGUGAGCAGUACUCUCUGGAGCAGCCUUUGAGUAACCAGCAGUUCUAACGUCAGGGUUUCGUAUUUUAGGUUAGUUGCAGCUAUGGCCCACAGCAGAUCCCCCUCGCCCUCACGUCGACGUCGAAGCAAAUCUAGAGAACGUGACCGAGACAGGGAUCGAGAUAGAGAUCGUAGGCGACGCAGGUCUAGGGAAAGACGACGUAGAUCUGUAGAACGUGACCACAGGCACAGACGCUCUCGAUCCUGGUCUCGAUCUCGGUCAAGGUCAAGAUCUCGCAGCAAAGAAAAGACCAGGCCAAGACAUCUUUUGGCUGAACGACCUCCAAUCACAGAGGCUGAUUUGGAAGGAAAGACCCCAGAUGAACAAGAGAUGAUGAAAAUGAUGGGUUUUUGUACUUUUGAUACAACAAAGGGUAAGAAGGUGGAUGGAAAUGAUGUAGGCACAGUUCAUGUAAUAUUAAAACGUAAAUAUCGUCAGUACAUGAAUCGGAAAGGUGGUUUCAACAGACCAUUGGACUUUGUGGCUUGAGUUUGUUCGUUUUGGAGUUUAACUUUGUGUGGGAGCAUUACUUGUUUUCAUUGUUAUCGGUUCUCAGCCUGAUAACAGUUGUAGAGAAAUAGAAUUGAUGUAUUUGAGAAAUGAAACUGACCUACAGCAAUGUAAAAGAACUGUUUCUAUAUUUUGUCAAUGUAUCUUAAUAUGACUUUUGAUGAUCACUUGCCAUGAAGGAGAAAUGAAUUCAUUAAAGGGAGUAUUUUGCGAUUUAAAUUGGGUAAUUGUUUCUAAGAAAGUGUGAUUUAGUCAAUUUUGUGUGAGAUAAUGAAACAAAACUCAAGUGAACAUUACAUUUAUUUUUUCUUAUUAUUAAAUUAAAAUUUCUUAGCUAAAAUGUUCUGUAAAUACUGUAUAUUUUCAGAAGGAAAACUGAUAAGUUGAGGUGGUUUUUAGCUGGUUUUGAAUAUAUUACAGUAUUAUUGAAUUGAAUAUCAGAGGGGUCCUUUUUUAUUUCAUAAUUAUUAAUGAAUUUGCAGUUUAAUUAUUUUCAGAAUUUUGAUCCUCCAAGAAAUUAUUUUCAUACUUGCUAAGCUGUGAAUAAUCCAUAAAAUAAAAAAAUGUUGCAGUUGAAAAGACAAAACAUUAUUGAAUAUUUGAAUCCUUCCAUAUCUGAUAAUAACAUGCUAGACAAGUUUGGGAAUAAGUAUGCCUUGAUUUCUUAGGUGAAUUGAUCUUCAAUGUUUGUUCACCAUUUCACAAAAAUUUAGUUAAGGUCUUGCAAAAUGGUACCUAUGUUUCAUGUGCAAAAUAAAUUAUGAAAUUGACCUUAAACCUCAGUUUAUAUUGCAGUACAGUGUGUAUAAAACAAAUAAUCAAUAAAUUGUAAUAAUCUUUUACUAGUA